GGAUUGAUGGAGUGACGAAUACAAAUUCUUGUUUAGUGUGUAAAAUUUAAAAUAUAUAAAUUAUUAUCCACGCACAAUGGAAGACCCGACAUCAUCCGAUGUUGAUUCCGGCAAACUCCACCCCGUUGAAGAAGCCCAGCUCGAUGUGGACCGGCGUUUGUUUGGUGGUCUGGAGUUUCAAGUGUCUGAAGUUGUGGGUAGAUUAGAAGCUGUCGUUAACGCGCAGGAUAGUCCUGAAGAUGAGCCGGAGAACCGGAAAUUCAGUACCAACUCCUUCGAGCCGGAAGAAACCCCAAUGGACGAAAUUUUGAAAGUUCUGGAGGACAUGGUUGUGAAAACCGACCCAAGCUGUGAUAGUUCAGAUCCACCUUUAUUGCCGACUGAUCCAAUAACCCGUGCUGCUAUACUAUCGCACAGUAUAAUGGCAUUGUUUGGGAGACUGGAAAGAAGUCAUGCUGCUAGGCUUGGAGCACAUAUCGCAAGUGAAUCAACACUGUGGCUCUCACACAUGUUUAAAUUAUCAGACUACAACGCGUUCUAUCACCAGGAGCACUUCGAGGGCAUGGUGCGCGUGACGAGGAUGUUAAUAAACCAUAGAUACCCUCGCUAUGUCGAAGAUGGUGCUCUGGCGUUCACCAACCACCUCCCAUCAAUAUACAGCUGCAUGGCAAGUCCGAUGCUGGUCAUUCAACACCUGUGCCGACAGCUGGCGCUUCCUCUCUCCUGCGUAAGACCUGUGCCUGCCGACCCCUCAGGUCGAGGUAUGGAUCUUGCUGCUUUAGAGAAGUUCUGCGAAGAAGACCUCUCCAAUAAUCGAAUACCACUCCUAGUGAUUGGGGAGGUGGGUGCGCCUCCGCUGGGCACCACUGCGCCGCUGGUCUCUCUUGCCAGGAUAUGCAAGAAGAAUAACAUAUAUUUAUAUUUGAGAGGGCAUGCAUUGGCUUUGCCUGCCGCUUUGGGUAAUAGCGAUCAGAAAUUUACCAUAGCAGAUGCACUCACAUUAACUCCGGGACUUUGGUUUGGUGUUCCGGGUCUUCCAACUGUUACUUUCUAUAGAUUACCAGAAGCUGUCACAUGGCAUGAUCACAGCACUCAAGCGUCCGGAACGCGGGAAGGAGCGCUCCUGGCGAUCUCAGGGCUGUCAAACAGCGCUAACAAGCUGUCUGCUUUGCCGGUGUGGACGUGCGUACGAGCGGGUGGCACGCGGCGGUUGGCCCGCCGCAUCGAAUACGCGUUCCGUUCUGCCCGCGCGGCUCGCACGCUGCUACACUCUGCACAGCUGCGACUCAUUAGCGAUAGACCCGGAGGCGAUGAACUACCGAACGUAGACAUUGUUGAAGCAGUAAGUGCGGCGUCAGCGUGCGUGGUCUUCCAGUUCGCGCCGGCUGGAGUCCAGCGUCCACCACCAUACUACGACAAGCUCAACUCGUGGCUCGGACAAGUUCUGCAGCGGGAAACUGAUAUGAUAAACAUAGAAGUAUGCGAGACUGAGGAUUAUGGUGUUGUGCUACGAUACUGCCCCCUGGAGGAUUCGACUAGAGUUCUGGACGGUGAAAAACUGGAGGCCUGGGCUUGUGCCCUAGAGGCCCAGCUGCACGUCUUGCACGCGACCGUCAACCUGCGGGAGCCCUUCCAGAAGAAGCUGGCGCAGCACGACUGUCUCAAGUUGGUGCACGUACCGGGCUGGGCAGGUUUGGGUGGUGUCCGCUACGUGCCGCCGGGAUGGGAACACGCGCCCCCUGAGGAGCUCAACUCGUUGAACCAGAAGCUGGUGGACACCUUACGGGCCACGGACGGCGCCUUCUCCUGUGGCGAGGGCGAGGAUAAGAUGGCUUGUGUCAGAUUCGGCAUGGUGACAGCGGACACAGACGUGGAUGAGCUGCUAGAGCUGGUGAUUUCUGCGGGCAAGGAUGUGGAGGAGCGUUCCAAGGUGCUCACAGACAUGACAGAGGUUUUGAAGAAAGGUAUCGAGGCUGCUCAGGAGGAAUUGGAGCGCGAGGCGUGGAACGAGGGUCUGCUGCGACGGGUGCCAGUGGUGGGGCGAGUGGUGUCGUGGUGGGCUCCUCCCCCUCCUCCCGCCGGCCGCCGCCUGCUGCUUACACACGGGACCCUGCAGAGCACCAGGGAUCUGUACAGUUGCGCACAAAAUAAGGACACAGACGAGGAACCGGCGCGUGCGCACCCCGCCCCCAGUGACUAGAGUGCGGGCGUCAAAUACCAGUAUUAAUACCGCGUCGUUUGCCCUUUGCCCAUCAUUAUAAAUUGGAGCAGUUGGUAUCCCUCGUGUCUCAAGACGUGGCCGAAAUAUACACUCUUCUCUUCUUGACGGUCUGCAGUAACUCCCGGCUUGGUUUCAAAUAGCUCGAGUUUUCCAUUGGAGCCUUUUUCUGAAAUGUAUAUUUGGAAGUAAGGUAGGUAUCGAUUUGAAAUCGCAACAAAUGUCAAGUAGGAAUCACUACUGACUUUUUCUCAUUCAGUCAAAACUCAUGUACAGUGUACAUGCGGAUUGAUGUCUUUUGAGGUUUAUUUUAUGAUUUCUUUUUAAUUUUAUUGGGAAAUAAAAUUGUAUGUCGACUUUGAAAAUAAAGAUUUAAAUCGCUUCUGCAUAUAGUAAUGUUUUAUUAUUAAUAUAAUUUCAUUAAAGAUUUCAAUUCUCUUAUAACAAUAUGUUGUUAUAUUUAAAAUAUCCUACAUAAUAUAUAUUUUAUUAACUCCAUCAAAUUAAAUAGAAUACCUCUUUUGAAAAUUUUUCAAAGUUAACGUCAUAGUGUUUCUGGAUACCGAGAUGUACAAAAUUUAUCACUUACAUCUACACUUUUGUUAUCAUUUUUGAAAAUGUAAGAGGAAUAGUAAAUAAUUUAUUUUAGGGCGUAGAGAGGUGCUUUAUAUUACUAGAUAUCGCAUCGCACUCCGUUGGAAUAACGAACUGUCAUAGUACAACAUUUCAGUCCGAUCUCAUAAGUAAGAUUGUUUUGAACCCAGAUUAUAAUAUGUAAAUUUUAAUUUCUUAAUCCCUAUUGUACAUAGGAAAAAAAACCUUCUGUUUCAUUCAUACAAAUAACAAUUAAUCAUAAUUCAAUAUUAUAAUUAUUAAGAUUUUUAUCGUCAAAAGUUCUUAUACUGAUAGUGUUGUUAGUUAUUUUGGGGGUAGGUAUUAAUAUCACGUAAUUGUAUUUAUUCAUAUAACAUUCAAAUUAAUGUAAUACUUAUAAUAUUAAAAUAUAAUGAAUAUUUAGAAUAAUAAAUAACAUACAUAUGAUUAAAUAUUAUUCAAAUAAAUAAUUUUCAGCAGCUCAUUGAUAUAAUAUAGCUUAACAAUUUUAUUAUUCCAUGAUAUGCACGUAGACAUUUGAUAAGUAUAUGGUUUAAACUAAGCAUUGUACAGUGUGCAAAAUACUGUAGUUAAAUAAACGCAAUAAACUGAGGCAUUAAUAAUAUCUUUAUUAUUGUGUUUAAUUAUAAUAAAUUGGUAGAAAAUGUUAAUGGUUUGUGUGUUACUUACUCGAAAUUUGAAAAUGCGCAAUUCAAAUUAUAGUUCAACGGUACUAUGAAAUUGAAGGUAGGUACUGUACACUUGAUCUUUUUCUUAAUUUUAUUUGCAAUUUCAGUAUGUAAUUAGUUUAAUGUUAAAUAAUCAAGUUACCACAAAUAUGUAUCUAGAUUUAGUACAAAUGUAUAUUAUUGUAACAAUUAUAAUUGAUUUCAUCUGAAUAACGCGCUUAGCAAUAAUAAAAUUUAAUAAUUGUAUUUUAACACAAUCUACAUGAUUGCGAGAGAAUGCUAAGAGUGUUUUAUUUCUCGACUUGUCUCUGGUUAAUGUUCUAGGCUCCAUUUAGUGCUCGACCGUCGGUCAAGUGUAGCUUAAACAAUUAAAACUUGAUCGCAUAAAAAUAGAUUCAUUUUUCUUCGCAAUUGUACACGCGUAAACAAGUUUGCCGUCAGUUGAAAACAUGGUCAGCGCUCACCGUCCGCGUCGUUCGAGCACUAAUACCAUCCCUAAUGUUUCAAUGUCAUUUAGACAAUAUGAGAGGGUGUAUAUGUUUAUUGAAGUCAAUCGAUGAACGAUUAAAUCGAAACAAUUUCGUAAUUUCUAUCAUAAUUUUGUCUUACAUAUAGUCUGAUUUAUUUAUUAAACUACGUAGGUUGUUUAUGAUAAUAAAUAAUAUUGUACGUU
Leptidea sinapis is the source of this 4174-nucleotide messenger RNA. Its product is annotated as pyridoxal-dependent decarboxylase domain-containing protein 1. The record is from RefSeq and is a predicted model, not a curated record. The coding region runs from base 77 to 2200 and encodes 707 amino acids. Gene Ontology annotation, cellular component: intracellular membrane-bounded organelle. Lineage: Eukaryota; Metazoa; Arthropoda; Insecta; Lepidoptera; Pieridae. The transcript is spliced from 16 exons.